This is a messenger RNA of Eupeodes corollae, 4305 nucleotides long. RefSeq names its product serine-rich adhesin for platelets-like. NCBI's taxonomy places the organism in Eukaryota, Metazoa, Arthropoda, Insecta, Diptera, Syrphidae. The coding region runs from base 786 to 3878 and encodes 1030 amino acids. The record is from RefSeq and is a predicted model, not a curated record. The transcript is spliced from 3 exons.
AAAAGUUCAACAAACCUCUGAAUGGCGUCCGUACCUUCGUGCAUAAGCAGCGGUUAAAAAGUACAUAUUAUUUUAUACUACAAAUUCCGUUCUCUAAAUUAAACCGCACUCUAAUAAAAACAUAAUACAAAAUCAAAAUAUUAAUCUAAUUGAAAACAUUUAACAUCAAUUCCAAUUCCAACAUCAGAAAAACACAAAAAACAACCUUUGAAAAGAAAAACGAAGUCGAAUAAAAAAGAAAAGAAUAUUCGUGAAAGAUUGAAAGAGGAGACGAAGGAGAAAUAAAAAAAAAAAAAACGAGAAAAAAAAGAACCGCUUUACCUUCAACUUUUUCUGAUUUUUAUUUUUUCUCAAUUUCCAAUUUUCAUACUUUUUCCGCUCUUUCUUUGCUUGAAUAAUUCACAAAAUAACGUGGAAUUGUUUUUCACAUGUGUUUUCUUUAUUAUUUGCUAAAAAUUCAAAUGAAAGUCGAUUUCUCGUGCAAUCAGAAACUCCAUACGCAAAUGGUUUGCCUCUAAUUUGAUUUUGGUUCGCCCCUCUUCGGCUCGUCACAUUUUCUUCUAUUGGAUCCGAAGCUAAACGCCUAAAAAGAAUCAUCACCAUCAAGUAUUUCAAAAAAAUCUGUUUGAAUUCUCGGUUCGUGUGCCCUCAAAUCUCGGUCGUCAGUCGUCAUCAUUGUUAGACCCGAUUUCGAUUCUCGCCAACGUCGUCGUCCGUAGUCGUCGUCGUCGUCAACGUUUUCUCGAGUUUUCCCCCAAAAUUGAAUUGAAGAUAAAAAUUCAAAAAUGAAAAAAGAAAUUAAAAACUCCCGCUUUGAUGUUUUAGCAUCGAAAAGAAAUUCUCUUUCGCUCUCAACGUCAUUGGACGAGAAUUCCAAAAAGAUACAAAAACUACGAAUAAAAAUCAAAGACUCGAAGCUAAAUAAAACGAUGCCCGCAUCACUGCAAAUGGACAUGAAAUCGGUGCGUGUGCUUGUGGAAAGGACAAAGUUUAAUGUUAUGUUGAAUUCGGAGCACAAAUUGAACAAAAUCAGACUCAACAAUUCUUUAAAAUCCUCAGCGGCGUCUUCAUCAUCUACGUCGUCCUCGUCCACCACAACUUCCACAACCACAUCCCAAUCAACUUCUACCAUCACCAAAACCACCUCCAACUUAAACUCCAAAUCCAACUCAACCUCUAUAAAAGAAAAAGAGAUUAAAGAGAGCAACACUCCUCUGAGGAAGCUAUCAAACAAAAAUGGGCCUCUGGCGUCAUCAACACCCCAGCGACCACCACAGGACUCCGCAAGUCCUCAAAAGAAGACGCCAUCAAAAACAAAACCAUCAUCAUUGGAAGCAGCUGGAGAACGAUCAAGAGCAUCAGAAACAGUAGGAGUUGUAGAACACCAACAGACUAUCGAUGAGAUUUAUAAAGUUCGCAAAUGCUGCAUCAAAAUACCCAAAGACAAGCUCCUCCUGCAGCUGCAACAAGGGAAGCAACAUAUGCCCUAUCCCGUGAAGCUGAUAGUUCACAAAGCCCGAGGCAGGGCCAAGAAGGAUAAGGCCGAUCAGAGCGAUGCCGACAACUUGCUUAUGGUGGAAUCACCUUCGACCGCUUCGACAACUACCUCCUCUACCACAGCUAACGUCGUUACCGGCACCGCUACCGACAGAGACGUUAACGCUGGCGCUAAAGGUGCCUCUGAAGCUCCCAGCAAGCCCUCCAUUGGACAGAAGCGCAAGUCCUCGGAGAAGCAAUCGAGCGUCUCGCCGCCCAAACGGAAGACCAAGAAAGGCAACGAGUUUUUCAUCAAGAUCGGAGCCCUUACCAGGGUACCCUCGCCUCGGCGUAGAUUAGCCUCAAACUCGAGCAGUCCCGAGGACAAACCCCCGCUAACCAGCAAGCAGCGCCGCAAGACGGCCAAAAAGCUCAACACAAAGUCGCUCGUAUCGGCACGCCUCUCGCCGUUAAGGCAAAAAUUCGGCAUUCGGUUCUUCAAGUCGUUUGUGAAAAUCAAGCGAAUGGUUGCAGCAGCCACCGCCACCGCCACCGCCGCCGCCUCAGCCGCUGCCUUUGCCUCUGCCGCUUCCAACCGGGAACAACCAUCGCUGAGCUAUUCCCCGCCAAAGACUGCCGACACUACGACCACCCCGAAGAAGAAGAACGGCAAAAAUCUGACGGUGUCGUUCCUCGAGACAGUCGAGAUCUUUGGCGAAUCGUCAGAUGAAGACGACUGGUUCGAGUCGGACGCAAAGAAUGCUUCGCGAAAUACCAAACCCUUGGAUAGCUUGUUUGAUUCUUUAAAAUCGAGCACUCCAUGCAUUCGCAAUAGCUCCACCUCAUCGUCAAUCAACAAUAGCAUCGUCAGCAUCAACAACAGUAGCAGCACCAGCAGCAGUAACAGCAGUGGUUGUGGCAGUGGAAGUGGAAGUAGCAGUGGCAGUGGCAGUGGCAUCCUCAAGAGCAGCAUUCUCGACCGCAAGGAAAAGAAGUCGUUCAGUCCGCUUAAAGAAACCGAAACAGAGUCCGAGAGUCCGCGGAAACAGCAAUUGAAAAAGGCCAAUGAGAGUUUUGUGCGUAGCAGCUUAGAGACGCAAGUUGACGAAGAAGAACGAGACAAUGCUGAAGAUCGAACAGAAGAAGCCGAAUCCGCGGAAAAAUCUUCAACUUUGCCCGAAAGCAAUAUCAUUAAAGAUGAUAUUGAGCACCAGAACUCCUCAAAAGAUUUAUCAAAAAUCAAUGAUAGCGAUACAUCGUCACCGAGUAAAUUAUCCGCAAACAAACCGGCGGCGCAAAUUUCAGACGAAAAGACAGUGAAUAAAGAAGAAAAAGACGAACAAUUGACAAGUUCAAAUGCUUCGAAUGAGGACACACCAAUAGAGGAGCAAAAUGCGUCGAACUCAAACAAAGAUGUAGAAAAUGAAGCAGAAGUUGCUGAAGAAGAAGCAGAAACAACACCAAUACAAAAUGAAAUGAAUGAAAAUGAAGAUUCCUUCAAAAGUGCAACAAAUACUGAAUGUAAUGAUUCUGUUGGGACGGAAGUUCUAGAUGAACCAAAUCAUUCCCCUUCACCUUCACAAACAGCCGAAAAUGAUGAAGAAAUGGAGGAGAAUUUAGCUGAAGACAGCACGGCACAACUAGAGACAGAGGCAGAAGCACAAUUAGAAACACAAGAUGAAGAACCAUCAUCAGCUGACCAAAUAGAAGAUCCACAAGAACAUGAGCAUGAACUUAAACAGGAAGAAGAAGAAGUAGAAGAAGGGAAUCACAUUGACGAAAUCUCAAAGGACGCGUGUCCGGACGAUGAGGAAGAGCCCUUUGUCGAUCCCACAAAGCUAGUUGCCUCAGUACUGCUCAACGAUUCCACAGAAGAAGGACGCAACGAAGCCCAAGCCGUCCUCAAUGACGUCUGUCAAAUGGCAGCUGACGAAAGUUCAGUCUUACUUAGCACAACAGCCGCUCAUCUAGCGUAUAGUUCGCCACACAGUGCCAUGGACGACGACGAUGAUGAUGAUUUUACAAAUUCGGUUCUGACGCAUCCCGAAACCGAAAAAACACUCCAAUCAGCAGCUGCGUCCGAUCUUGUGCCUAAUUCACAAGAAAUCGCCGUUGAAGCGUCAGUUGUAUCACAAGCAGCACUAGUUGCCCCAGCCGAUGUCGAUGUCACCGAAGAUACCUUUGCCAGUGUGGUAGCCGAAGUGGAACGCUUCACAAAAGAUGUAAAUUCAGAAAUCUAUGCUGAAGAUGUUGGCAUCACAGGGACCGAUGUUAUGAUGGAUAAUGUUCAGGCCCGUCAUUCGCUGGACGACAUCUUUGACGAUGAUGUCGAUGAUUUCUUUCAGAUUGAAGGAGAAGAAUUCCUAACAAAUGUAGUAAGAAGUCUUUUCUGUGUGAACUAAGCUUCUAGAUGAGAUUCUUAAAUUAACCCUUCGGCUUCUCUCCAAGUGUCGUCAUCCCCCGUUCAUUGUUUCAUAUUCAUCCGCUUGUUUUGCACUCACUCUUUUCCAAAUACAUAAAAAGGGAUUUUCGCAAUCAACAGCAAACAAAAAAGAAAAAUCAAUUUGGACAUAAUCUCAAAAUUAGCUCUUAAGUAAUUUAAACAAAAAAUAAUUUUCCUCAUAUAUAAUUUUUGAUUGCAUGUUUUUUUUUUGUUACACUCUGAUUAUAUUAAUUAAUUAUAAGUAAAGUAAUAAUUUUCUAAAAUGGUCCUUAAUUAAAAAAUAUACAUAUAAUUUGUGUACUAAAAAAAAGGAAAUUAGUUUUGCUAAUACAAAAUUUUUUGAAAUAAAAACAAGAAAAGAAAAAAAUUAAAUCAAAAACAAAACA